AGGGGAGAUUUUUGCGCUCUAAAAGGGCAUUUUUAAGCACUAAUUUUUGUUGUUGUUAAAAAAAUUUAGACAGCAUUGAGAUGAAUUGCCAUUAAGCAUUAAGAAGUUUAAUUGUACAAAGAUGGGAAGUCGGCCAUCCUCUAGAACAGGAUAGGAAGUCCAUUUGCGUUGCGAAUCUGAACAUCAUUUCUGGUGAGGUGCCCUUUUCUUCACCAACCGAGUAAGUUGCAAGUACAAGAUGGGAAGUCUCUCAUGAGCAGCGGAAGAGAGCUCCACGGGACCGUCUUUCCUCCUCUCUCGUCGCCCCUUCCAAGGCUGUCAAGGAUUGUUCAAUCUGUCUCGGAAGAAUGUGUUCAGAGUGAAUUCUUCUGAGGGCUGAGACUUAUUUAUUAAAUUAUUAACUUAUUAACUUAUAUAAGGCCUUGCCUUCUAUGGCUGCAAUCCAGAAGCUUUAUGAGGUCUGCAAAGCAUCAUUAUCUGAAAAGGGGCCAUCAUCUCCUGAAGCCGUCGAAAAUGUUCGUGCUGUAUUAGAUAUGAUCACACCUUCUGAUGUUGGACUUGAGUGUGAAGCACAAGCUGUUCGUGUUUGGAGAAGACCACGAGUGUUGAAUAGGAAAACAGUGCUCCAUUCAAGCCCAGCGAUUAGAUAUCGUCAUAUAUAUGAGUGCAAAAGCUUCUCUGUAAGCCCCAUCAACUACUUACCCACUGUCAUGCUAUUUUAUUUGUAUCUGCAGCACUUGUAUGAUUGUAUCACCAUUAGUCCUCUUUUAUCUCUUGUGCUUUUAAUAUGUUUUGAAGUUGCCCAAUGUCCUUUCACAUUCUCCCUGCAGAUUGGAAUAUAUUGCAUACCAGCAUCAUCCAUCAUUCCACUGCACAACCAUCCAGGCAUGACUGUGCUCAGCAAACUUCUCUAUGGUAAAGUGCAUGUCAAAGCGUAUGAUUGGAUUGAUAUAGAGGAACCCGGUAACUUAUCAAAAGUCAGACCAGCCAAGGUCGUGAGGGAUGGUGAAAUAUCUGCGCCUUGCGCGGCGAUGGUGCUUUGUCCAACAGGGGGUGGGAAUGUCCAUGCCCUGAAAGCCAUCACUCCCUGUGCUAUCUUGGACAUCUUGUCUCCUCCUUACUCGUCAAAGGAUGGGAGGCAUUGCUCCUACUUCCGGAGACGCCAAAAGUCGCACCCGACGGGCAUUUUAUGGGACCGAACAAGGGAGUCUGAAUUUGUCUGGCUGGAAGAAUACCAGCCCCGUGACAACUUUGUUAUUAGAAGAGACCUGUACACAGGACCUACUUUGGAGCUGUGAACCCACCUUUCGUUCAUAACGUGCUCGGCGCUAUAGUUAUGCUUGCCCUAACACUUUUAAGUUAUAUAUCAAGAAGCACACAGAUACGCGUAAUGCAAAAAGAUUGUUGUCUUUUGUUCUCUUUGAAAUUUUUAUUUAUAGGCACUCUUUGGGAAUUUGAUCUGAUAAAACUAUUGUAAGAUGAUGUUAUUGUAUAUUUCAGGUUGUGUAACAUGUUGGCAAAAUAUUUGUAUCUAACUAUAUGUACCAAUUGGAAGGCGCUUUUGAGCCUUCCUCUCAAUAUGAACCUUUCUUGGAAA
This is a messenger RNA of Triticum urartu, 1597 nucleotides long. Its product is annotated as plant cysteine oxidase 5. Lineage: Eukaryota; Viridiplantae; Streptophyta; Magnoliopsida; Poales; Poaceae. Gene Ontology annotation, molecular function: oxidoreductase activity, acting on single donors with incorporation of molecular oxygen, incorporation of two atoms of oxygen. The record is from RefSeq and is a predicted model, not a curated record.